Prunus mume (Japanese apricot) is the source of this 2934-nucleotide messenger RNA. Lineage: Eukaryota; Viridiplantae; Streptophyta; Magnoliopsida; Rosales; Rosaceae. The record is from RefSeq and is a predicted model, not a curated record.
AUGGGUUUCUUCUUCCGAGUCUUAAACACUCUGUCUUCUUCGUCGCCGUCAAUACUCUCUUUUGUCAGACACAAACAUUAUUCAAUCACUGCCAAAACCACCCACUUCCUUCGUCUGCUAAACCUCUGCAAAACCAGCAAGGACUUGAAGCCUCUCAAGUCCUUUAUCAUAGUUCAUGGACUUGUUAACGACGUGUUUCCAAUAGAGCAAUUUGUUAGGUCCUGUUUUCAUCUGGGUGCUUCACAUUUAGCUCUCUCUUUGUUCCAACAAAUCCAAAAGCCAAGCCUUGGCUUGCAGAACCUGAUAAUCAGGUGCCUUUGCAAUGAUGGCUUAUACCAAGACCUCUUAUAUGUCUAUCUAAAUUCCAGGGCUUUAGGCUGCACUUCUGAUGAUUUCACGUUUCCAUUUGUAAUUAAAGCGUGUGCAGCUCUGGGUGCUGUUAAGAUUGGAAAACAGGUUCAUGGUGUUGUGUUUAGAGCUGGGUUUGAGCAAAACCUUUUUAUACAGACAGCUUUGACUGAUUUCUAUGCCAGAACUGGUUGUAUGGAGAUGGCACAUGCACUGAUUGAUAGAAUUCCCCAACCAGAUUUGGUUCCUUGGAAUGCAUUGAUUGCUGGUUAUUCGUCGAAUGGGUUUAAUUGGGGAGCCUUUGAUGUUUUCAGAGAGAUUAUUUUUAUGGAUUUGAAGCCAAAUUUAAGCACUCUGGCGAGCAUUAUUCCGGUUUGCACUCGUUUGGGGUGUAUUCAUACUGGUAAAUCCCUCCAUUGCUUUGCUGUAAAAUCUGGAUACUUGUUCAAUGAUUUUCUUGUUCCCGCUUUAAUUUCGAUGUACGCUGGGGAUGAAGAUUUAUGCGGUGCUAUAAACUUGUUUGAUUCUGUACUGGAAAAGAAUGUUGUUGUUUGGAAUGCUAUGAUUUCUGCCUACACACAAAGGCAGAAGGCCAUGUCAGCUUUCAAGAUGUUCCGAUGUAUGCUUCGAGUUGGCACACAGCCUAAUUUGAUCACUUUCGUGUCCAUUAUUCCCUCCUGUGAGAAUUCCAGCAGCCUCGAUUUUGGUGAAUCACUUCAUGCUGGUGUAAUUAAGCAUGGGUCAGAAAAUCAACUUCCAAUACUAACAGCCCUUGUAUCAAUGUAUGCCAAGCUUGGUAAUAUUAAUUCAUCCAGGUAUCUUUUUGAGCAGACGCCCAGUAAAAACCUUCUUAUGUGGAAUUCAAUGAUUUCUGGGUACGUGUACAACGGGCUAUGGGAUUUAAGUCUCGAUGUAUUUCGGAAAAUGCAGUUUUCAGGAUUUGAUUCAGAUGCAGUCUCCGUAGUUAGUAUUCUUUCUGCAUGCUCCAAACUUGAGGCUGAUUUGCUGGGGAGGUCUGCACAUGCAUUUAGCAUUAGAAAGGGUAGCCACUCAAACCUCAAUCUGUCAAAUGCACUGUUGGCAUUUUACUCUGGUUGUCAUCACCUCUCCUAUGCAGUUACUUUGUUUCAUAAAAUGCCUAUACGAAAUGCCAUAACAUGGAAUACGUUAAUAUCAAGUUGUGUGCACCAUGGAGAAAUGGAAAAGGCGGUUCCCAUUUACCACCAGAUGCAGAAGGAGGGCUUCAAGUUGGACUUGGUCACCCUGAUAAGCAUACUCCCUAGUUUCAGCGAGAAGGAAAACUUAGGGCAAGGAAUGGCUAUCCAUGGUUACGCUAUAAAAGACGGGUUCUCUUCUGAUAUUUCUAUGGUUAAUUCACUCAUUAGCAUGUAUUGUAACUGUAGAGACCUUGAUGCUGGUAGGUUACUUUUUGAAGUCAUGCCAAAAAGGAGUUUGGUGUCUUGGAAUGCUCUGAUGACUGGCAUCCGAUACCACAAUUUACAGAAAAAGGUUUUGGUCUUGUUGGGUGAAAUGAUGAAGAGUGGUGAGAGACCAAACUCUGUAACUUUGCUAAAUUUAUUGGCUGCAUGCUACACACAAUUACAAGGUAAGUCUAUCCACUCUGUGGCCGUUAUUUCAGGAAUUGUACAAGAAACCCCUCUCCUUACAUCACUUAUGCUCAUGUAUGCUAGAUUUGACAACACAAAUUCAUGUCUCUUACUCUUCCAAAUGGGAAAUAUGGGGGAUAUUUCUUUGUGGAAUGCCAUUAUUUCUGUGCACAUACGAACAAAAAAUAGCAUAAUUGCAGUUGCCUCGUUCUCUGAUUUACUUCAGAUGGGAUUCGAACCUGACAAUGUAACAGUUCUGAGUUUAAUUUCUGCAUGUGUUCAAUUAAGUAGCCUCAGCCUUGCUCAUUCUGUAAUGGCUUACAUCAUAAGAAAGGGCUUUGACAAAGAUCUGCUCAUCAGUAAUGCCCUAAUCGAUUUGCAUGCAAAAUGUGGCAACAUAUUGGUUGCAAGAAAGCUGUUCGAUGGUUUGGUUGAAAAAGAUGAAGUGUCUUGGAAUGUGAUGAUCAAUGGAUAUGGCUUGCAGGGGGAUGGUGAAGAUGCCAUUGAUCUUUUCUUGCAGAUGAAACUGUCAGGAACAAAACCUAAUGGCAUCACUUAUUCAAGUAUUUUAUCAGCCUGCAGCCACUCUGGCUUGGUUGAGCAAGGCCGCAUGAUAUACAAUUCCAUGGCAGAACAUGGGAUAUCACCCAAAAUGGAGCACUAUGCUUGCAUGGUGGACCUUCUCGGAAGAACAGGCAACUUGACUGAAGCUUAUGGCAUUGUUAAAAAACUUCCCUGUAAACCUUCAACAAGUAUACUUGAGUCUUUGCUGGGUGCUUGUAGAAUCCAUGGAAAUGUUGAACUUGGAGAAAAAAUUAGUGAGAUGCUAUCUAAAUUGGACCCAGAAAAUUCAAGAUCACAUGUGAUGCUUCACAAUAUCUAUGCAGCAACUGGGAGGUGGGCAGACGCUGAAAGGGUGAGAUCUGAGAUGGAAGAUAGACAACUGAGGAAAGUACCUGGAUUUAGUCUUCUCUCAUAA